Salpingoeca rosetta is the source of this 1146-nucleotide messenger RNA. RefSeq lists its product as uncharacterized. Gene Ontology annotation, biological process: rRNA methylation. Bases 1 to 1146 code for a protein of 381 amino acids. The record is from RefSeq and is a predicted model, not a curated record. Gene Ontology annotation, molecular function: RNA binding; RNA methyltransferase activity. The transcript has a single exon. NCBI's taxonomy places the organism in Eukaryota, Choanoflagellata, Craspedida, Salpingoecidae.
AUGGAGGUGUUGUGUGGGCGGCACGCUGUUGCGGCUGCGCUGGCUGCUGGACGGCGGCGGGUGGGCAAGCUGCUCGUGACCCAGGGCGCAGCACACCUGGACUUCCUGCGUGACAUCAAAGGCCUGCAAGUCCAAGGGACGAAGCACCACCCACAACAGCAGCGGCAACCACCACGGAAGCACACCCAGCCAGUUGCAUCGGCUGUGGUGUUGGAGCCGCAACCACACCAUCAGCAGCAGCAGCAACAAGAUCGUCAUCAUCAGCAGCAUCAGCAGCACAACAAGGGGCAGGUUGUGCCUGUUGAGGUCGUAUCAAGGCACCAGCUUGACAAGCUGACGGCUGGGGCUGUUCACCAAGGCGUUGCGCUGCGCGCCUCGCAGUACCCGUUGGAUCCGUGGUCCCUGGCCAUGCUGGAGCGGGACGUCAGGGAAGCAACGGCGCAGCCGAACAGCAGUCAUCUGCUUGGCGACCCUGCAGGCGCGCGGACCGUUGCUCGUGCAGCAAAGCCAGCGAGGACCACACCACCAUCACAACAGCAAGCUUCUUCUGCGUUUCCACCGCUGUCGCUGCCACCCAGGCUGCCGCUGUAUGUGCUCGUCACCGGGGUGCAGGAUCCCGUCAACCUCGGCAGCAUCCUACGCAGCAGCUACUGUCUUGGGGUGCGCCGCGUGUUCCUGAGCGACCGCCAGACUCUCAAGCCCACGUCAACGGUCAGCAAGAGCAGCGCAGGCGCGCUGGAACUGCUUGACGUGCACACUGUUCGCGACGAGGCGUCGUUCAUCGCCCACGCAGCAGACCACGGCUUCCUCUCCUUUGCAGCGUGCAUGCAACCGAACGCCAACUCCCAGCAGCCGCACAUGUCAACCGCGGAUCUGCUGCUACCAACACAAGCUUCAACGCCGCCAUCGUUGUCUUCUUCCCUGCCGUCGGCUGACGCGUUGGCAAGCGGAGCGACUGCACGCGGCGCACUGCUGGUUGUCGGCAACGAACAUCGCGGCAUCCACGCAAACGUCGUUGACGCAUGCACGGCGACGCUUGCUGUUGAUCAGCAUCGUUCGCACCUCGUUGACAGUCUCAACGUCGGUGUUGCUGCGGGCAUCCUCAUCCACGCCAUUGCCCUCUGGCUCCACAGGCAACCAGCAUGA